This is a messenger RNA of Leptopilina heterotoma, 623 nucleotides long. RefSeq names its product acylphosphatase-2-like. The transcript is spliced from 3 exons. The record is from RefSeq and is a predicted model, not a curated record. Gene Ontology annotation, molecular function: acylphosphatase activity. Lineage: Eukaryota; Metazoa; Arthropoda; Insecta; Hymenoptera; Figitidae. Bases 286 to 600 code for a protein of 104 amino acids.
AGAAAAAUCAGUUGAUCAGUUUAGAAAAUUGUGUCGUUGUAAAUGUGUUAUUAUCUCAAAAACAAAACAAUUCAAACAUAAUUUCAUUUUCUUUUUUAAACUGACACAAUAAAAAAAAAAAUUACGACCGAUUUUCUUUUCGAAAAUUCAAAAUCUUAUUCAAUAUUUUAAAUUCAAUUUCUCGCAAAUAAAAUUUUUUUGCAAAGAAAUAACGAAUUGUACACAGAAAAUCGGAAACGAACCUCUUUGUUUUAUUUUUUUUUCUAAAUUGAAAAUUUCUCGAGGAUGGCGUGUUGUGAUCCACUUCGAGAUGAACCAAUUCUCUCCGUUGAAUUUGAAGUAUUCGGAAAGGUGCAGGGUUGUUACUUUCCAAAAUACGUCAGAGAUUUAUGUCAACAACUUGGAAUUUGUGGCUGGGUGAAAAAUACAAAACGAGGAACAAUUACUGGAAAAAUGCAGGGUUCCGAAUCACUUGUUGAACAAAUGACGCAGUGGUUGUCGACUGAGGGAAGUCCAGGAAGUCAAAUUCAUCAUUGCGAAUUUACAAAUAUCGAGCAUGUGACAAGGGUGGGCUAUCCAAAUUUUGCUAUUCGUUUCUAAAUCUCCAAGAAAAAUUCCUCGUC